Messenger RNA from Debaryomyces hansenii CBS767, 1428 nucleotides. Its product is annotated as putative Xaa-Pro dipeptidase. NCBI's taxonomy places the organism in Eukaryota, Fungi, Ascomycota, Pichiomycetes, Serinales, Debaryomycetaceae. The transcript has a single exon. The record is from RefSeq and is a predicted model, not a curated record. Gene Ontology annotation, molecular function: metalloaminopeptidase activity; manganese ion binding. Bases 1 to 1428 code for a protein of 475 amino acids.
AUGGUUGACACACCUGUAUCGUUGAAGGGUAAGAAAUACCCAGCAAAAGAGCAUGCUAAGAAAGUUUGUAAGCACUUUAAGUGCAAGAGCAAGGCCGGUUCAAAAAGCGAUGUUGCAUUUUUCAUCAGUGGUGAAGAUUUAGAGUUGUACGAUUAUUCUGAUCAGACUAAGCCUAUUAGACAAAACAGAUACUUUUUCUACUUGAGUGGGGUAUCAAUUCCAGGGUCCCAUAUUUUAUAUCAAUGUGAGAAGGAUAAAUUGGUCCUUUAUCUCCCCAACAUCGAUGUAGAUGAUGUCAUGUGGUCUGGAAUGCCAAUGAGCUUGCAAGAGGCCCAGGAAAAAUAUGAUGUGGACGAAGUCAAGUAUGUGUCUGACUUGCAAAAAGAUCUCGAGGCCAUGGUCGACGCAUCGACAAUUUACACUACUGACAUCAAUAAAUUCAACCAGAAAUAUGGACAAUUUUUAACCGAAAAGGACGAAGACUUUUUCUUUGCAUUGGAUGAAUCUAGAUUGAUCAAAGAUUCAUACGAGCUUGAAUUAAUGCGUCAUGCUGCUGCGAUAACCGAUAAGUGUCACUUGGCUGUGAUGUCUGCUAUCCCUAUCGAGACGAACGAAACCCACAUCCACGCAGAAUUCAUGUACCAUGCGCUUAGACAAGGUUCUAAGUACCAAUCAUAUGAUCCAGUCUGUUGUAGUGGUCCAAACUGCUCCACUUUACACUAUGUAAAGAACGAUGACGAAAUUGAUUCCAGAAGAUCGAUUUUAAUCGAUGCGGGGGCCGAAUGGGAAUGCUAUGCCAGUGAUGUGACUAGGUGUUUCCCUAUCAACGGAGACUGGUCCAAAGAACACUUAGAAAUCUACAACGCUGUCUUGAAGAUGCAAUCCGUCACUAUGGAUAUGAUCAAGCCAGGUGCCAAUUGGGACGACCUUCACUUGACUGCCCACAAAAUCAUGAUCGGCGAAUUUUUGAAAUUGGGUAUCUUCAACUCCAAGUUCUCGGCCCAAGAGCUUUAUGAGUCCAAGAUCUCUGCUAGAUUCUUCCCUCACGGCUUGGGCCACUUACUAGGUAUGGACACUCACGAUGUUGGUGGCAAUCCAAACUACAAAGAUCCUGACCCAUUGUUACAAUAUUUAAGAUUGCGCAGAACUUUACAAGCCGGUAUGGUCCUCACAGACGAGCCUGGUAUCUACUUCUCUCCAUUCUUGUUGAAGGAUGUCUUGGAAGAUGAAUCGAAGAUGAAGUACAUCAACAAGGAUGUGUUGGACAAAUACUGGUACAUUGGAGGUGUGAGAAUCGAAGACGACUUAUUGGUCACCGAAUCUGGCUUCGAAAACUUCACCGGUAUCACUUCUGACCCUACUGAGAUCUCCAAGAUUGUUAAACAAGGCUUAUCUAGAGGUAAGGAGGCUUUCCAUAAUGUUAUAUAG